AUGUUGUUCAAAUAUGCCAUAGCGGCACUUGUCGCAAUCAUCGCCUGUGUGACUGGAGUUCCGGUUGAGAAGCGCCAUGAGCUAAACGAGACUGUAACCUACCUCGGUUCACAGUCAAGUAUCCUUUCUGGAGGUGCUGCGGCCAAGGGCCUCGUCUACACAGCAGGAACGGUGCCCAAUGCCACCGCCAUUGGUACUGGCAUUGCCAAUGAAACUCGCUCAGUAAUCAACAAGCUUGCAGUGAUCUUGGAGGAAGCCGGCACCUCUUGGGACUACGUACUCAAGACUACCGUAUACUUGGCGAACAUGUCUGACUAUUCUGCAAUGAACGAGGUUUACGGCGAGAUGUUGCCCAACCCCAAGCCCGCCAGAACAGCUAUACAAGUCGGCAGAUUGCCUGGAAACUUCUCCAUCGAGAUUGAAGCCAUAGCUGCUAUUCCGUGGCAUUAG
Messenger RNA from Exophiala aquamarina CBS 119918, 450 nucleotides. RefSeq lists its product as uncharacterized. The coding region runs from base 1 to 450 and encodes 149 amino acids. NCBI's taxonomy places the organism in Eukaryota, Fungi, Ascomycota, Eurotiomycetes, Chaetothyriales, Herpotrichiellaceae. The record is from RefSeq and is a predicted model, not a curated record. Gene Ontology annotation, cellular component: cytosol; mitochondrion. Gene Ontology annotation, molecular function: deaminase activity. The transcript is spliced from 3 exons.